AUGAUGGAAUUAAAUAGAACGCGCAAAGGGUCGCUGCCUGGAGGUUGCCAGGGCGCGUCUGGAGCUGGCGCUGGACGCGACAGCAUGCGAACCGCCAGCCGAGCGCGAGGUGCUGCACGACCACCCAGCAGCCCCUCGCAUCCAUCAUCCCCACCAGCUGGCUUGGUGUUGGCAGGGUCUUCGCGGGCCCAGCAAUCGACACCCGCCACUGGUGGAGUACGCCGCAUGCGUUGGACAACUCAGAUAAACAGCAACGCAUUGCGGGCGUAUUUUAGGGCGAAAGGGGGAGAAACUGGAGGUUUUGCUUAUCGGGAAACGAUGCAUCGACUUUUUGCUGAGCUGGAGCCAUCUGUAACCGUCACCGAGCAAAACCUGGCAGACCAAGUUCGGUAUAUCUUGCGCUCAAAUACAUUUGAUGUCACCGAACUCGAACGGCUACGACGUGAGGCUGUUCCUUCAUCGGGUGAAAAUGCUGUGGCUGAGGAUGCGGCGCCACAACUUGCUGAGCAAACGGCAAAUGUGAAUGCCGCCGUAAAUACGCCAGUUGUGGUUGAUUGA
Messenger RNA from Parnassius apollo (apollo), 558 nucleotides. NCBI's taxonomy places the organism in Eukaryota, Metazoa, Arthropoda, Insecta, Lepidoptera, Papilionidae. The record is from the annotation of a GenBank genome assembly.